Messenger RNA from Scleropages formosus (Asian bonytongue), 459 nucleotides. Its product is annotated as perlucin-like protein. The record is from RefSeq and is a predicted model, not a curated record. Bases 1 to 459 code for a protein of 152 amino acids. The transcript is spliced from 4 exons. NCBI's taxonomy places the organism in Eukaryota, Metazoa, Chordata, Actinopteri, Osteoglossiformes, Osteoglossidae.
AUGGCGCUCCUGCUUCUCAUCUUCUGUAGCCUCUUAGGAUGCGCAUUCGGUCAGUGUGACCAGGACUGGAGGCCCUACAACGAAAGGUGUUACUUCUUCUCUGUCGACACCAAGACGUGGAGCGAUGCCCAGGCAGACUGCGAAGGGAAGGGGAGCAACUUGAUGAGCAUCCUAGACAUUCACGAGAGGACAUGGUUACGGACUCAACUUGGGUCCAACAUCUACUGGAUUGGCCUGAAUGACAUUGUCUCCGAGGGAGUGUGGGAAUGGAGCGACGGGAGUGUGUACUAUCCCUAUCUCUCGUACUGGAAGUCAGGGCAGCCGGACAACUGGGAUGACAAUGAAGACUGCGGUCAGGCGCAGGGGGAGAGCAAUGGCCAGUGGAAUGACGAGCCAUGCAAUACACGGCGCCGUUACAUCUGCAAGCGACUCAACCGUAAGCUCUCCUCACCACUAUGA